Cylicocyclus nassatus is the source of this 1869-nucleotide messenger RNA. NCBI's taxonomy places the organism in Eukaryota, Metazoa, Nematoda, Chromadorea, Rhabditida, Strongylidae. The record is from the annotation of a GenBank genome assembly.
AUGAGAGACAAAAUACCACUACAUGGACUUACCAUUUUAGCGUCGGACAACGAUUAUCCCAAGAAGGGUGGCGGUCAUAGCAGCUCAACCUAUCCCGGAGGAAGAAAAACUAGCACGUCCGGUUAUCCCGAAGGAGCUUCAGAUGGUGGAGAUUAUAAGAAGACCAGCCAUGUUUCAAAAAGUAUGGGUAGUAGCAGGGAUAUAAGAAGAAGUAUACGGAUUGGGUUGAAAAUCUUGGUUUUCAUUGAAGUUGUUGUAGUCAUCGCCCUCAUAUCAGCAAUCUAUACGAUGGCAGUGAAGGAUGUUAUUGCACCCGUUGUGGAAUGGCCAUUGGAACCUGUUCCCGGAACGGGAGAGUUUGACGAGUUUGCAGUAUCAUCGUCAUCUGAACUUUGCAGUGAAUUUGCCAGGAGUAUGUAUGUGGAAGGAUAUCGAAGCACCCUUAUAGCCGCUAUGCUGCAGCUUUGUCUCUCCCUACAGCAACCUGACCGAAGUGGAGAACUUGGAGCGUCGGUAGUCGUUCAUUACAGCCCUGAUAAGAAAUGUAGGUAUACGAGAGGGAUGUCGCAAAUGCCAGGAAGACCGGAUCUAGUUUCUCAUGCAUCAAUGGCUCUAAGCGGUGAUCCGUACGCAGAUUCAAAAGGUCCAUAUUCUGAACUCUUACCCUUAGAUUUGAUAACAACUUUGGGGCUUCUGGAAAAUGCGACAGCACAGGAGCUCGAAGAGCUUGCAAUUCUGAUAAAAGCUGAACACGGAGACAAAAUCAUUGCUUUGACUAUCAGUAAAGUGAAUCCGGUGGAUUGGUUGCACAUUAUGGACCCAAUCUUGAUUGACAAAUCUGAGGAAUUCACGAGAACAGAGGUAGGCGAUGUUGUGACUGUUCCCAAUUUUGAUGAAAAAAUGAAACACUUUGUCGAAGUUUUGAAAUACAAGGACCCGGACGAAUUGGAGAAUUAUUUGAGGAGCAAGUUGAUACCGGAUUUUUUACCAUACGGGGAUUCGUUCACUUCUGAUUUCACCCUUAUUGAUAAAGCUGCAGUAAAACGCUGGACUACCAAAGAAGUAACAACAGACAGUGAACACCCGCGCAGUUAUUGCUAUCCAGAUAAUCCCUCCGUAGCUAAGCACAUCUUCAGAAGUAUGGAAGAGGCAGACGCCCCUUCACUAACAUUCGACUUCAAGCCCGAUCAGGCAACAGCAGCGUUGCAAUACAUGAUAAACGAUUUAUAUCGUCGAGUAUCUGUCCUAGAUCGAGGUACUGCAUUCUACACGCUCUACAUGAGAGGAAACGAGAGCCAUGCUGACACGGAGCCUUUGAAGGCCAACAUGUUUACACUAGCAGUAGGAGAAGAAGCAUAUUCGUUUGUAGGCACUAUAGGAACAAGUUUCGGAUCUCGAUCGACGACACCUUUUAUGAACAACCUUGCACAUAAUCUGCUAAGAAACUUUUUGACUGUAAAAGGGUUCGCCAACAGCUUGCACCCAGUCAUAGAAAUAACCAACAAUACGGUGAGCAAAGUGUACUCGGGAGUUCCGGGUUAUCCAACAGUGAGCCCUGGAAUCCCGCGACUUAUCUAUUCCCUCAUAAUGACUACGUUCUUCAACUACACGCUUGAAGAAGCUGUAGGGUAUCCUUUGAUGUAUCCACAACCGACAUCUGAUGUAAUGUCGCGAUAUUAUUACCCUUUUCAAUCUCAAUUUGCUAAAAGUAUACCGGAAGGCAAAAAAAUUAAGGAUAUUCCUAUAGGAAGCGAUUCAGUGUCAGCAAUUUCACGUCGUUAUGACGAAAACGGUUAUCUACGUUAUAUUCCCUUUUAUAAAAAUGGUAGAGUUCUCUCUUUGCAUGACGUGCAAUUUAGGACAAGAUGA